Molecule: messenger RNA, 4773 nt
Organism: Plasmodium relictum
Lineage: Eukaryota; Apicomplexa; Aconoidasida; Haemosporida; Plasmodiidae
Product: conserved Plasmodium protein, unknown function
Exons: 7
Coding region: 1-4773 (1590 amino acids)
Source: RefSeq, a predicted model, not a curated record
AUGAAUAAUGACCAGAAAAGAGAUUUUAGACUCGAUCAAUCAACAAUUAGCAAUGGAUUAUUUACCGUAAUAGAACGAAAACCUCUUUCUUCACUGGAAAACAAUGAUAGUUUAAAUAUAAGUAAUUUAAGUGAUCCUUUAAAUAUUUCUAUUGAUUGUUUAUCAAAAAAGAAAGAAGAUAAUAAUAAUAAUGAUAAUAUUUGUGAAAUUUAUAGAUUAAAUAGCUCACAAAUUUUAAAUGAUAAUUUGGAUAACACAGUUAGUAGAAUAAGUUAUGUUGAUGAUGAUGUUUCAUCAUUUUAUGAUUCGGAAAAAGAAGAAGAGCUUUAUUUUGAUAAUGAUAUUUCUACACUUGGUUCUUGUUAUUCUUUUUCAAGUGCCGUGAAAAAUUCUAAAAAAAAAAAAUCAAGAAAUAGUGUUUAUAAUAGCUCAAGUUAUAAAAAUAUGGCAUUUGAAGGAUGCAGUGAAAGUUAUUCUCCUUUUGAUAAGUCAAAAGAUAAGGAUGUGAAUAUAGAAGGAAAUGUAGAUGAAUAUGUAAAAGAAAAUUAUAAUAAUAAUAAAAAUUGUUUUAAUAAUUUGGAUUUUCCAGAUGAUUUAAAAGAUGAGAAAGAUGGUUUGUCUGAAUGUAAAAACAGUGAUUUAUCAAAUGAAGAAUUAUUAAAUUCUAACAAUAACGAUGAAAAAGCAAUCCGAUUGAAUAAAAAUAUAUAUAGAAUAGUUAAUAUAAAUAAAGCUGAUAAAUAUAAUAAGGAAAAUUUUAUAAGAAGAAUAACACAAAUAAGAAAAAGUAUGAUAAAAGAAAAAAAUUAUGAAGAUAAUCAAAAUGAAUCAAAAUUAAAUGGUUUAAGUAAUAAAGGAAAUGAAUCAAAUGUAAUGCUUAAUAAAGAAACAAAAAAUUAUAAGAAUUAUAAUAGAUUCAGUGAAGGAUAUAUUUUAAAGAAAUACAAUAAUUUAUCUAGGUGCAACAGCGAUAAAAAGAUAAAAUAUAAGGAAUUAAAUCAUGAAGGAGAAAAUUCCUAUAUUGAAGAGGAUUUUGAUGAAUAUAACAAUUCCUCCAAAGACAAUUUAUACUAUAACUAUAUAUGUAAAAAUAAAAAAGAUGGCAAUAAACAAAUUAAAAAUGAUAUGUUAAAAGUAAAGAAUGAAGAUUUUCAUAAAAAUAGAAGAAAUGAAUAUGAAAUAACAGAUUAUAACAUAAAUGAAAAUAUAUAUUAUAAAAAUUUUCGUAAUAAAAAUAAUAGAUUAAAGGACUGUGAUAAAAUUAAUAAUAUUGAAAGUAAUAGAUGUAUAUUGAAAGAUUUAAAUAAUUCUUAUAGUGAUGAAAAAGAUUCAUUUGAAGAAAAUAAUGAAAAUAUGAAUGAUUUAGGAUUUAAAAAUAAGUUUCAUAAUGAUCAAGAAGAAUAUUAUAAUAAUAAAAAAAAUGAUGAUUAUUAUAGCAAUAUGAGAAUAAAAAGAUACAGUUCUUUUGAUACAAACAUCAAUACUGAAAAGUAUUCAGAUGACUAUUUAUAUCAUCCAAGAGAAAAAUAUAUAAAAAAUAAGCAUUAUAUAAAUAAAAAAAAUCACUAUUAUAAUUUAAAUAAUAUGCAUAAAGAGAAAGAUGAUGAUAGAAGUUAUUAUAAUAAUGUUUAUAAUAAUUUAACAGAUAGCGAAUAUAAGAGCAACAAAUUUAUUCAUGAUAACAAAGACUCUAAAACUAAAAAUAUGAUGAAAAAUGAAAUGAAUGUAAAUGAGCAAAUGAAAAAAACAAAAUUUAUUUAUAAGAAUAACAAUAGUAAUCAUAUAAUUUCGGGUGAUGAAAUUUAUAGAAGUGAAGAUAUUUAUGAAAAUGAAGAAGGAAAUAACUAUUUCAAAACUAUACCAAACAAAAGUUAUAAGAAAGCAGAUAGUGAAGAUAUGUACAUUAAUAAUGAUAGAAUUAAAAAUGAUGAAAAUAAUAUUAAUGAUAUAUAUAGGAAUGAUAGAUAUUUAGCACCUAAUCAAAACUUUGAAAAUGAGUAUGCUAUUUAUGAAAAAAAAUAUACAGAUGAAGGAAGUAAUGAAAAUAUGAAAAUGAAAAAAAAUACGAUUUUUAAGCAUAUAGACGAAAAAAAAAUGUUUUAUAAAAAUAAUUUCAUAGAAUAUAAUAAUAAUAAUAACUAUGAUAUAGAAAAUAAUGCUAAAAAGAAUAUUUCAUAUGGAAAUAUUAGUAGUAAUGAUAUUUCACACAAUAACGAUAUAAAUAACAAUAUAGAAGAAAAAGAGUUGUUUUAUUAUAAAGAAAGAAACAAUUUAAUUAAUAAUAAUGAAAGUAAUAAAAAAAAAAUUUAUAGAAAUGAUUAUUAUAUUGAUAAAAAUGAUUAUCAUGAUAAUUAUGAAAAUAAGAAUAGAAAAUAUUCUUCCAAUAUAAAUAGUAAAUAUAAAAAUGAUUCUUAUAUGUAUAAUAAUAAUGAUGAUUAUUAUAACAAAAAAUAUUCUCAAUUAAAAUCAAAUGAUCAUUUAAAUCUCAAUUAUAAAAAUAUUAAUUAUGAAUAUAAUAGUAAAUCAAAUAAUAUGUAUAAUCGCAUGAACGAAAGAAGUAAUUAUGAUGAUAUCAAUUAUCAUAAAAAUGAAAUGCACCUUCAUCAAAAUCCUGUUGAUUAUUUAAGCGAAAAAGAUAUUGUUUAUAACCAAUAUGAACAAAAUGAGGAUCAACAAAAUAUGUAUAAUAAGAUAAAUUCUCAGAGUACUUACAACAUAAAUAAUACAUAUUUCAAUGAAAAGGAAGAUCAAGAAAAUAUAUAUUUAAACAAAAUAAGCAUGCAUCAAAACUCAGGAAUUAUGAAUUACAAUGAAGAAUUAUCUGAUAAUAAAAAUAAAAUAAAAAUAUUGAAUGAAAAUAGGAUUGGCAUAAAUGAUGAGAAAAAAAGAGAAGAAAAUAAUCAAGGAAAUAUUGCUGUUAGUGAAGAAAAGAAAGAGGAAGAAGGUUCAAAAAUAUCAAUGAAUGGUAAUAAGAAUAACGAAAUGGUUACUAUAGAAAAUAAUGAAGAAAAGGAAAAAUUAAAUGAUUUUGCUCAUGACAAUGAUUUACAAAAAGAAAGCCUAAAUAAAUCAAAUACAGUAAAUAAUAAUUUAUCAAAUAACAUAGUACAAAAUAUCACUACAACUAAUAAUAUUGAUCUCAUAAAUAAACAAAAUAAAGAUCCCCCACCACCUGUGAAAAAAAAAAGAGGACGACCAAAAUUGAAAAAAACGCCCCCAGAAGAAGUACAAUCAGGUGAAAAUAAUAAUAGUAAUAGUAAUAAUAAUAAUAAUAAUAAUAAUAAUAAUAAUAAUAAUAAUAAUAAUAAUAAUGUAUUUCCUUAUCAAUCAUCAAAUCAAAAUUUGCAAGCAAAUAAUUUUAAUAACUUAAGUAAUAAUAAUAUAAUAAGUGAUUUGAGUCAACCAUUAUAUAAUAAUAUAAAUUCUGUAAUUAAUCCUUCAUACAAUACUCAAAUACCUCAUACUAUAAAUGCUCAUUUAAAUCAACCAAUAGAUCAACAAUUAAAUCAGCAAAUAAAUCAAACAUUAGCUCAGCCAAUAAAUUACCAGUUAGCCCCUCCUCCCCCUCAGGCAUUAAACCAUCAGUUAACAGACCCGUUAAAUCAAUUAAACCAACCAUUAGUUCAACCCAUAAAUCAACAAUUAAGUUCACAAUUGGAUCAACAAAUGACUCAUCAAAUGAAUCAUGCAUUAAGCCAACAGUUAAAUAUUCCAUUAAAUCAACCAUUAAACCAUCCAUUAAAUUCUCAGUUAGAUCAGCAAAUUAACAAUCCAAUAAAUCAACAGUUAAAUCAACCAUUAAACCAUCCAUUAAAUUCUCAGUUAGAUCAGCAAAUUAACAAUCCAAUAAAUCAACAGUUAAAUCAUCAAAUAAAUUCUCAGUUAGAUCAACAAAUGAAUCAGCAAUUAAAUAUGAACAUAAAUCCAUCUUAUAAUCAUCAUCACUUAUAUAAUAAUAAUAAUAUGAAUAAGCAAUUGAAUCCUCCCAUAUAUGUUAUUCAAAAUAGGAUGAAUAAUAAUUUUAAAGGAAAUAUGAAUGAAGAACAAUUUGCUCCUAUGUAUAAUAAUUAUGACAAAGAAAUAGCUAAUAAUAUAGAGACAAAUUUUUAUUAUAGGAAUAUGGAUAAAAUGAAAAAUAAUAAUGAUGAUUUUUCUUAUGAAGGAGAAGAAGAAUUCAAUAAAAAUAAUAAAAGAAAUGCUAGAUCAACAGUAAGUGAAUCAGAAGAAAAGGAUUCUGAGAGAGAAUUUAAAAAAGUUCAUAAAAAAAGAGGAAGAAGAAGAAAAAAGGAUAUUGAACAAAUUAAUGAAAAUAAGCCAAAUAAUAAUAUUGAAAAUAAAUCAUCUUCAGAUUUUUAUAAUAAUAAUGUAAAUAUUAAUUCAAAAAAUGAAUUAAAAACAGACCCAGGAUACUCUACUUUUGUUGAUGAAAAUAACAAAACUGUUUCUUACAAGGUCUCUUAUCAUCCAGCAGAUGCUGUGUGGGAAAAAAUAUCAGGUGUUAAGUUUGGUCCGAUGAUAUUAACUGCUCAAAGCAGAACAACAAAUGUAAUUUUAUCAAAAAAAAGAUCUAUUGAAUUAGGGAAUAUUUUACAUAAUUUAAUAUAUGGUUAUAUAUAUAAAGGAGACAACGUUAGAUUAACCAUAGGGAAAGAAUCAAAAAAUGUAAAAAGUGGAUCUCCCUUUUUUUUACCAAGCUUUAUGGAUUGCAGCAUACAUAAUGAUGAUGAAUCAGGGUCUGCUAAAAUAUUUUUAUGCUUUGUUUACCUAAAUUAG